AUGGAGUACCCGGCGACAUUUAAUGCAGGUUUAUUAGCGUACUGCAAGCGCGAGAACAUUUCCCCUCAAAUUUUCCGUGACUUGGCGGAGCUUCGCCCCAAGUUACCGCGUUACGUUCGAGUCAAUCCGCAGUAUCGCGAUAAAGUCCUUCGUACGGGUAUGGCGGAAGAGAUUGCGAAGCACGAGGAGGACGAUCUCCCGUGUUUUCCCGUGCCGGGAGUGCCUCCGCCUUCCGCGGAGUGGCUUCGUUUAGGGGUCGCCAAACUGCUAGGCUUGUCCGCAUCCGCGGUGGAGGCGGUGCGGUGGCUGCCCUGCGACGCCUUCGCGCUUCCUCGUGGGGAGUCGCUGCGGGGGAAACCGGCCUACCACGAAGGCCACCUCCUCGCGAUGGAUGCAGCCUCCAUGGCGGCGGUGGUCGCCCUGCGGCCACGCCUGGGCGAUCGCGUCUUGGAUCUCUGCUGCGCCCCGGGGAUGAAACUGCAGAUGAUCGCCGACGCGGUUGGCCCUGGCGGGGUCGCGGUGGGGGUCGAUUGCAACGUCGAUCGCCUGUACGUCGCGCGCGCCCUUCUCGAGCGGUAUGGGUACGGGGCAACCUCGGGCGACCGCUGCGUUGGGCUUUUUUGCGCGGAUGGGCGAACCAUCACGCCGGGAAAGCUACGGGAGUCUCUCGACGUGGGGCGCGGGAAACAAAAGGGGCCUGUCGACGACGCGAGCUGCCGGUUGACUCUCUUCGAGAGGCGACGCCUUCGGCAGUUUUCCAAGCGAUUUCGCGACGUCCUGAGAGGUGGCACGGAGGAGGAAAGCGAGGGGGUGGUGCCUGUGUUCGUUCCUCCUCGGGUGCGGCGAGUCCUCCGUGAGUUGUCUUCGUCGGACAAGGGAAUCUUUGAUCGCGUUUUGGUCGAUGCGGAGUGCUCGCACGAUGGUUCGAUCGCCCAUCUCGCGCUUGGCGACGAGGCGUCCUCGCCGGAUGCGGGUGGUGGCGGCCUGGGCAACGCGCAUCGCAUGCGUCGGAUGAAUCUUACGGAGGGGAAGCCUCUCGCAUCGCGUCUCUUGCUCGAGCGUAGCCUCCACUCUGAGGACGGCUUGUCAGCACCGGAUGGGUCGCGAACCACGGACAAUGCGACAGGUGGGAAUGAGGACUGCCUCGAUCCAUUACAGCAACUCCAACUAGAUAUUUUGCUCAACGGAUACGCCCAACUCAAGGUUGGGGGCACACUCGUUUAUUGUACCUGUUCCUUCACAUAUAAUCAAAACGAGUUCAUUAUUCUAAAGUUUCUUCACAUCGUAAACACACGUCACAAUGAAUUCGAUCAAGAAUCCAAACCGUAUGGAGAACAGGUGCCGCCAAAGAGCGUGAGACGUUCCAUAGCUGUAGUCGUGCCUGCGUUUAGCUAUGUCCAUGAGGAAAAACACUUUUGCAAUGAAGGGGCAGGGACUUGGCAAGAACAUGCAACGGAGGAAGAUAAACAUAUUCGUCUGGCACCAUUUAUGAAGUUCUGUGGUGGCGCCACAGCCUCAUGCUCGGGCUCCGUUUCUUUUAGUGACGUCAUUUGCGAGGUGGUAAAUGGGGGUGAUCCCGAACCAUUUCGCGAACUACAGAAGCGAUUAGAUGCAUGCAAUGACUCCUACAACCUAGUAUCGCAAUCUGCGGCAGCAGCAGAGCGAAUACUCGGCCCUCAUCCGACAAUACUACAAGAACCGUGUGAUUCUGUGAGCGAAGCAACAGCACUGGAGGAGUCUUCGUUGGAAAUGACUCACUCAAGUCUUUGUCUGGGCUCGCGAUUCUGGCCGCAUGAAUUCCGGACAAGCUUUCAGUUUGUUGUGAAAAUAUGGAAAAAACCACUGUAA
Messenger RNA from Phytomonas sp. EM1, 1848 nucleotides. NCBI's taxonomy places the organism in Eukaryota, Euglenozoa, Kinetoplastea, Trypanosomatida, Trypanosomatidae. The record is from the annotation of a GenBank genome assembly.